Molecule: messenger RNA, 1536 nt
Organism: Postia placenta MAD-698-R-SB12
Lineage: Eukaryota; Fungi; Basidiomycota; Agaricomycetes; Polyporales; Adustoporiaceae
Exons: 3
Coding region: 1-1536 (511 amino acids)
Source: RefSeq, a predicted model, not a curated record
AUGGCGGGCCCAGGCCACAGCCGUGAGCCCUCAGCUGGGAGGCACGCGGCGGCGCAAGACGGACGUGAUUUCCGCCUGCAGGCGUCGUCUUCACAUCCGCAUUUGGGAGAAGAUGUCAAGCCGUCCUUGCCCUUAGCCGCGCGCAUGCCGCCUCCUCCGCCACUCAGAUCGUCCUCGAACGUUGCCCCGAAUGGGCAUCAGGCAUCGCGACCUGGUCCUUCGAAUCAGACAGAGGUAUCGUACGAGGAAAGGCGAGCGAUGUGGGCGGAACGCGUGAAACUUUUAUCGGAGGCCGUCGCCGCCCGAUCUGAAUAUGUCAAGCUGCAAGAGGAACUGGAAUCAAUGCAACGUCUAUCACGUUCCGUCCGCUUCGACGAGGUACUGGAAGAGGACAAGGCUCGUAUGGACGCGCGUAUAUCCAGUCUGACAUCCCAAUGCGACGCAAAGAAGACGGAGCUCAAUCGAAUGCUUGUGCGGUUAACCGACGCAGACUUCUGGCCGGUAGGGCAGAAGAUGCCACCGACUCUGGAGGAUGGCCACGCAGCUAUGCAAACUACCAUUAACGAAUUGAAAAAGAGCCUUGCAAGCCUAUACAAGCUUAUCGAGGACACACGGGCAGACUUCGCAAAGUCUCGGGAGACACAAGCAACAGCAUUCACGGACUCUGAAGGAAACCAAACCACGGAGCCUCGCGCUGCGAAGCGUCGACGGCUGUCCAGUGGAGAUGAUACGCUUGUCGAAGAUGAGGAUAGGAAACGCGCAAUGGUUACAGCUGCCGAGGUUGACGAACUGCGUGGCAAGUUGCUAGAGGUCGAGCGGCAAUUAGCCGAUGUGCAGAACGAAAUGGUACAACACGACAACGAACUACUGCAAGAGAUCGAAGAUUUAGUGCACAGUCGGCUUGAAGACAUUCCAGGGAGCGCGUCGACAUCCCGAGGUGGUCGUGCGCCUGACAAUGAUCCGAAGAAGCAACGUGAUAAUGUGCUGGAUCAUAUUCGACGGGAUCUGGACAGCACCGGAAACGAUAUUCUUUCCCUGGCUCAAGAGGUGGCUGGUCUUAUCAAGCAAAUGAAUGCCAAGGAUCAAGAACAAACCAAUUUACGGCUCGAGAAUGAACAACUGAAGCAGCGUGUCGAAGCGCUCGAACAACAGCAUAUAUUGGACAUGGAGGACUUCCAUGCAAAUAGGCUUGAGAUGCAGGCCCUCAACACUGCUGUCUCAACUUUCUUAUCACAGCCUCAUCCAUCUCCUCCUACUCUGCCACCUCAACCUCUAUUUGAGGAGAUUGCCAAGGAUAUACAUCCGGUCCUUAAACAUCUACUUUCAGAAGAUCUCAAGCCCCUCCUGCAAGAAAGUCAUCAGAAGGUCUCAAACAUGUUACAGGAAUCCACUGUCAAUGCAUGGAGAGACAUUCUGUCCAGAUUAAAGCCUACUAUAAAGUCUGCUGAAGUUGUAGCAGCAUUGAUCAACCAGGUUCAUGGCAAUGGUGAGGAAGAUAUGGCAGAACAGAGUGUAUUUUCCAAAAUGUCUCACUAA